AUGGGAAGAUUAUACCAUCUACUAUGUGAUGAUCUUCGGAAAUCAGCAAAAGCCUGUCUGAAAUACUUCCUUUCUCCGGAACUGGCAAACACGUACACCUUGCACGGAACCAGAAGUAAAUUUGGUAUUAGUAAGUACAAAUUUUACUCGACGGUUCAAAGUGCUUUGAGUUCACGUUUCAGAAGUGCAACCUGCCAGGAAAAGGAUAUAAUACACGCCAUGGCUACAGCAAGCCAGGCCUUCUUGCACUGA
This is a messenger RNA of Schistosoma mattheei, 252 nucleotides long. Lineage: Eukaryota; Metazoa; Platyhelminthes; Trematoda; Strigeidida; Schistosomatidae. The record is from the annotation of a GenBank genome assembly.